Messenger RNA from Leguminivora glycinivorella, 2234 nucleotides. RefSeq names its product alpha-tocopherol transfer protein-like. The transcript is spliced from 8 exons. Gene Ontology annotation, molecular function: phosphatidylinositol bisphosphate binding. The record is from RefSeq and is a predicted model, not a curated record. Bases 260 to 1132 code for a protein of 290 amino acids. NCBI's taxonomy places the organism in Eukaryota, Metazoa, Arthropoda, Insecta, Lepidoptera, Tortricidae. Gene Ontology annotation, cellular component: membrane.
UCAAUCUGAUAUCUUUCCACUUUGAAUGGCACUUACAAAACCUGUCUGCGCGAUUACCAACUCUUGCGCUGUACAAGUUGUUAGUUCGGUUCGGUUCAGUAUUACAGUACCCGUCAGCAUCACCAGUCGCGUCCACCCACGCACUCGACCUUGUAAACAUCCGUUGCCGGAGAUCCGAUAGUGUUUUGUUGACUGUAUGCUGUUUGUUCAUUCAGUGUUUAGUGUUUUGUUUUGAAGAAGCCAAAGUACUACUGUAACAAUGGGGGACUCGAAGGACCUCGAUAAGUUACUAGUAGAGCUGAAAGAGUGGGUCGCCGCACAGCCUCAUGUGCCUAAAGAUAUGGAUGACAGGCUGCUCCGGCGGUUCCUACACAGCUGCUACUCUGACAUAGAAAAGGCCCAGAAGGCCAUCGAAAGCUUCACGAGCCUUCGCGCCUCGACGCCAGAGCUCUUCGUGAAACGGGACCCGAUGUCGCCGCAAAUACAGAAUGCGCUGAAAAUUGUAAACCUUGGACAAUUAAAAGCGCCAGGAAACCGCAAUCUCUUCAUCUGGCAACUUAACGAUCCUGGGCUCGAAAACUACGAUUAUCUGAUGGACGCUCGCUUGUUCUUCCUUACCACAGAUGCCUGGCUGCUAGAAGAAGAGAACCUAGAAGAACAUGACAUUGCUAUUUUAGAUGUUAAGGAUAUCACACUGAAGAUACUGACGAAGAUAAACCUGUCUCUAGCGAAGAAACUAUCUAAAUAUCAGGAGGAAGCAAUGCCGAUCCGACUAAAGCAGGUCCACGUGAUAAAUGCACCACCCUUCAUCGACAAAGUAUUCUCCAUCAUGAAGCAGUUCAUGAACAGAGAUAUGAGCGAAAUGAUUCACUUCCACGUGCCCAAGUCAGAUACCCUGUUCAAGUAUUUUAGCCGCGAUGAGCUGCCCAAAGACUUCGGUGGCAAUCUAGAGACCUUGGAGUACUACAACAACAGGCUACAUAACGUCCUCCAAAAACAUAGGGAAAUUCUAAGCAAGGACGACCUUUGGAGAGCGCCUGAGAAGAAAUCCAAGAAAUCUAAGGGCUCUAAGAAGGAAAUAAUCAACGACGUUCCAGAAAUGGAUUCAUUCCGUUCUCUUGCCAUAGAUUAAAACAAAAACAAGAAUCCGUCUAAGAAAACCCUGCACCGACUAUUUAUGACAGAACCAAGUGUGAUGGAACAUUUUUGGAAAGAUUUGAUAAUUUAUGUUGGCAUUUUCCACAUUUCAAUAGGGAAUAUUACGUAAGGCGUCACUACUGUCACUGGCACAAAAAUUAAAUUUAUCAUCACAAACUUUAUGGUUAACAGUUUGUGGGAGUGCUGCACUCUGGUGGCAGACAUUGGAAACCGUAUUAGGUUUAGUCCGUUUGGUAGCCAAAAUUUCGUACCUAACCGGCUACAAACCGGGAAUCUUGAUUCCCAUUUUGUAGCCGGUUACGUAUUGGGCCAGAGUAGUGCCGUUUGCUAACUAAGUUUUGUAACUGGCUACAAAUUGGGAAUCAAUAUUCCCGAUUUGUAGCCGGUUACGUAUUGGUCCAGCGUGGUACCGUUUGGUAACUAAGUUUUGUAACUGGCUACAGAACGGGAAUACAAAAUUCCCUAUUUGUAACUGGUUACGUAUUGGGCCCGAGUUACUGAUCGGAGUUUCUACCAAAUCGAAGCUAGGACGGUGCACAUACGGACAGACGGACAGAGCGAAACUAUAAGGGUUCCUAGUCAACCUAGUUGACUACGGACGGAACCCUAAAUAAUUACUCAAUGUCAGCAUUAUUCGAAUUAAUCAUGUAUUCAUGACGGCAAAAAAAUCCCAUUUUGUAACCAGUUACAAUACGGGAUAUUUUUCCCCGUUUGGAAACUGGUUACCAACCAUGGCUACGAAUCGGUAAUGAAAAUGAUUUAGUCUCAUUUUGUAACCAGUUACAACACGGGAUUCUUUUCCCGUUUCGAAGCUGGUUACCAAACGUGGUUACAAAUCGGUAAUGGGAAAGUCCCAAUUUGAAGCCAGUUACGAAUUGGAAUUUUUUCCCGUUUCGAAGCUGGUUACCAAUUUUUAGUUACGAAACGGUACUCGGGAAUAAUACUACCUACUGCAAAAGCUACGAGGAGUUUGCUUGGUCGGACUUAGACUCUCUGCGCAUUUUAUAACGUACAAGUUAGCAAAAUAUGACUGAUUUAGCGUCGAUUGCUCACUACCCCAAUUGUAUUUAGUAGUA